Aspergillus terreus NIH2624 is the source of this 2352-nucleotide messenger RNA. RefSeq lists its product as uncharacterized. NCBI's taxonomy places the organism in Eukaryota, Fungi, Ascomycota, Eurotiomycetes, Eurotiales, Aspergillaceae. The record is from RefSeq and is a predicted model, not a curated record. The transcript has 8 exons. The coding region runs from base 1 to 2352 and encodes 783 amino acids.
AUGGGCUCUACCCAGGGAUCUUUUAGGGCCAUCCCUGUCCUGGAUUAUUCCAAGUCCACUUCAGCCACGACAAAAGCCGAGUUUCUAGCAGACCUGCGCCAUGCCAUCGUCAAUGUUGGCUUCUUCUAUCUGAUCCACCAUCCGGUUGACCCCGCCGUGGUGCAGAACCUGAUAGACAAAACCCGGGAGCUGUUCGAUCUUCCACUCGAGAAGAAAUUGGAGAUCGAGAUGAUCAAUAGUAAACAUUUCCUGGGAUACUCUCGUCUCGGUGCCGAGACCACUGCCCGCAAGGCGGAUUAUCGUGAACAAUUUGACUUUGCAACCGAGCUCCCGGCUCCAGGACCAGAUGAGCCUCUCUACCGCAAUAUCUGUGGUCCUAAUCAGUGGCCCGAUGAACGCGCGAUCCCGGGAUUCCGUCAGACGCUGGAGACCUACCUAGGCGCAGUGGCACCUCUGGCAGACGAGUUCCAGAUUCUCAUCGCAGAAGCGCUGGAUCUGCACCCGGAAGCUCUGCAGCAGUUUUUCGACGUGCCUUCGCGCCACAAAAUGAAACUCAUCAAGUAUCCUCCGCCGCCGGCCUCGUCCGCGGCCCAGACACAAGGCGUCGGUCCGCACAAGGACUCGGAGUUCCUGACCUUUCUCCUCCAAGCGACGCCCCAUCCCGGGCUGGAAGUGCAGAAUAAAGCAGGGGAGUGGAUCCCCGCGCCUCCGAUGGACGGCUCUCUGGUCGUGAAUAUCGGUCGCGCGUUGGAGGCCCUCACCGGGGGUGUCUGUACAGCAACCACGCAUCGCGUGAGUCUGGCGCCGCACAAUUUUGUAGAUGCUCAGGGCUCCUCGCUGGGACCGCGGUUCUCAAUUCCGGUUUUCCAGGGAAUCAGCCUGGAUCUGUCGGCGGAGAAUAUAUCGCUCGACAUCCCUCCCCAUAUUCGGGACCUAGUUCGGGACGAAAGAGUCCGCUCGGAUGCGGAGGCCACGUUCAAUCGCAUGUUUCGCGGUCGCAUUGGCGAAGGCACUCUCAUCCACCGCGUGACGAGUCACCAGGAUGUCGGUAGGCGGUGGUAUCCGGAGCUCCUGGCAUGGGCCCUGGAUGUCGAUAACCCGGGGCUUGGCUCAUUUAGUUUCCCCGUUGCAGCGCUGGAUAUUCCAGCAAUGGAAGCCAGCAGGGUUCGACUAUUUGUAGAUCGCGGAUCCGCCGUGUGUACAUACAUUCACUCUCCAUCAACAAACAUGAAGUCCAAUCUUUUCUGCCUGACGGCAUUGCUGUCACCCUGUUUGGCGGCCGAUCUCUAUGUUUCUCCAUCCGGAUCAGACAGUGGGGAUGGUACAAUCGAUUCGCCUCUACUGUCGAUCCAAAAAGCAGUGGACCUGGCGACGGCUGGCUCUACGAUCUACCUGCGAAAAGGCACCUUUUCACCGUCGGCCAAUAUCCAGAUAACCAAGAGCGGAAAACCCGGGGCGCCAUACGUGCUCCGCGCGUACGACGGGGAGGUGGUGAUUAUUGACGGCGAGGCGCUCCCCGGAACGCCGGCAGACCUGGACGCAUCUUUACCCAACGAGGAUCGAGGCAUCUUGCACAUCCAAGACGCUGAAUACUGGGAGUUCUAUGACUUGGAACUGAUCAAUGGGCCGUAUGGCGUGUACUCUCGCGAUGCCUCGAACAACCACUACGAGCGGAUCGUCACGCGGGACAACUAUGAAACUGGCUUCCAACUCCAGGGCGCAGCAUCUAACAACACCGUCCUCUACCUCGACUCCUACGGGAACCGCGAUCCCCGGAAGAACGGCGAGAGCGCCGAUGGGCAUCAUCUCCAAGGGCUACGCUCAUUCUCCAGGGAAUUCAAAUCCGCCGUGACAAUCGAGGACACCAUAUCUUGGGGCAAUGGGUACAACAGAUGGGGCUUCACCCCCUUUGAAGGCGAUGGAAACGGCUUCAAGCUGGGCGGCGGCGAUGACGCAGAUAUCGGACCAGCCAACCACGUUAUCACCAAUUGCAUAGCGUUCGGGAAUGCGAAGGAUGGGUUUACUGAUAACUCGCAGCCCGGGAACUUUGUCCUGACGUGCAACACGGCGUGGAACAAUGCGGCCGUGGGGUUCAGAUUUGGAACCGCAGUUGCCACCCUGAAGAGCAAUGUUGCUGCGGCUAACAGGGAAAAGCCCGCUUCACUCAGUGAUGACCAGAUGUCCCAAGGCAACUCAUGGGAUGGAAGUGGAACGUGGAGUAACUCGAGUUUUGUCAGUGUGGAUGCGACGCUGGUGCAGGGUGCACGGGGAGCAGAUGGCCGGAUCCAAGCCAGCGACUUCUUACUUCCCCAGUCUGGGGAGGCGAUUGGGGCGACUACGCAGUGGUCUUGA